Entrophospora sp. SA101 is the source of this 675-nucleotide messenger RNA. NCBI's taxonomy places the organism in Eukaryota, Fungi, Glomeromycota, Glomeromycetes, Entrophosporales, Entrophosporaceae. The record is from the annotation of a GenBank genome assembly.
AUGAUCGAUGAAGCUGGGUAUGAUAAUAUGCUUCCAGGUAAUCCUUUGUCCACCAUACCAUCAGAAGAUGCCGACUUCAAUCAAGAGAAUAACAUGAUCAAUGGAGCUGGGUGUGGUUAUAUGUUUCCAGAUAAUCCUUUGUCCGCCAUAUCAUCAGGAGAUGCCAACUUCAAUCAAGCUGGAUUUUUAUCUGGUUAUAUAUUUCCAGAUAAUCCUUUGCCCGCCAUAUCAUCAGAAAAUACCGACUUCAAUCGAGAGAAUAACAUUAUCGAUGAUGCUGGAUUUUUAUCUGGUUAUACAUUUCCAGAUAAUCCUUUGUCCACCAUAUCAUCAGAAGGUGCCGACUUCAAUCAAGCUGGGUAUGGUUAUAUGUUUCCAGAUAAUCCUUUGUCCACCAUACCAUCAGGAGAUGCCAACUUCAAUCAAGAUAGAUUUUUAUCUGGAUAUGAUGGUAUUAGUAUGUUUUCAGAUAAUCCUUUGCCCAUACAAUCGGAAUAUGUCGACCUCAAUCAAGAUAAUCCUUUGUCCACCAUACUACCAGAAUAUGUUGACUUCAAUCAAGAUAAUAACACUCAACAUAUGAUGGAUUUGAGAUUUGAUUAUGGACGUAGACUUGGUGGUGUUCCUCUAACAUCUGAAGAAUAUGAUAUAUUAAUAAAACUUGAAAAUGAUUAG